CACUCGUAACUUAAAACAGGCUACGGACAGGGGUCAUUGUGCCAUGCCUGUCAAGAAACAGAAACAACAAAAAUAACGUUAUUUUCGAAAUGGGUGAUAAAAAUGAUUGCCCCAAUAUUUUGUAUAAAUCGACCCCGCCUCCAACAAAUAGAAAAGUACGAAAUCCCUUCGAUAAAGCUUUGAUUGAUAAGUUACACAAGCCUAUAUGCAGUCCGGGUAUGUGCAAGAUAUAUAAGAAGAAAAGCAAUGGAUCUUUCCGCUGGGAUAUAGAUCAGGCGUGUACCCUGGUCCCAGCAGACAUAGUCGCCUGUAACAGUCAGUUUGAGCCUACACCUGACCCUGCUUUGGAGAAGAUCGCUGAAGAAGCUACUGAUAGGUUUUUCUCUCAAGAAAUGGUGAUGCCAAGUCCAUUAAUUGAAUCAUCUAAGAAGUUGAAGCCUUUACAAACAUCUACUGAAUCUAGUAUGCAUGUUGAUAGUUUGAUAAAGGAAAAGAUAAUUGUCACAAAAGAAGUUUCAGCCCAAACUGUUCUUACUUUACCACCGGAACUACCACCAGAACUUGAACUUCUGCUGCAGCCAUUUUGUACUUUUACACAGGAACAGAACAUAUCAGGUGAAUAUGAGAUCACAGCUAACGGGUCAUUGCGAAGGAAGUUGUUUUUCGAGGAGCAUAGUGAUAUGGAACACUAUGACUCUGAGCAGACUGAUGAUGAGCUGCAUGUGGAGCAGCGUCCACCUUCGAGCUACGAGGCUCACACGCCUGUGGUGUUCAGUCCUGAUCUGAGCCGCGAUUUUGUAACAAAAGGCAUGAAGCGCACUUUUGGGACACCAUUGAAGAAGGGCCCGUCUAGUAACAGCAAGCCAUGCUACCGCAACAAGAUACUGGAUGUCGUGGACUUUGGCGAGCCCUGCUUCAGUCCCAUAGAGUUCCGCACACCGCGCCGCACACUGCAAGGGUCGGCCACAUCGUCUUCCUUAGCGUCGAUCUCACCUGUCACUAAAGCAACUUCCAGUGAUGAAGAGAAAAACAACUUCACAUCGCCUGAAUCCGAAGCUAUGGCCACUUGUCUGGACUGUAUUGCAGCGGCGCCGAAGAGCGAGAAAAAGGGUCCCUGUUUCUGUAAAAUGACGCCAAACAAAAUUAAAAGGAGCACAUCACUUAAAGAGUCUCCACAAAAGAAUAGGAAGAGUUCCUUUUCGUUUUCCGAGAAGCGCAGCCUCAGCAUGUCCAGUCUGCAUCGAAGUCGCUCCGUUCAGAAAUUAGACUUCAGCAUGGACAUGAGUGUUGACGGAUCCUUCCACAACCAGUCGCAAGCGGACUCCGAAUCAAGCUCCCCGAAGAGUAAAGAAGCAACUUGGUCUAUCGUCGAAGAAGCCAGUAUUCAGCAUUUAGUGAAAGUGGAAACAGAAAAGAGUUUGUCUAGCGAGAUGCAGUCAUCUACUAAAAUUCAUAGCAUAAUCGCGAAUAUAGAUGACACGCCUAUAAAAGGCAAAUCCAAGAGCAACGCACGCUCCCAUGAAAUUAGUAAAAUUCGUGCGCCAAUGAUACUCAGUCCAUUGCACAUGUCUCUAGAUAAUAGUUUAGAUAGUUCAGAUAACCCGCUUAAUUUGGAAGAUAAGAAAAUAGAUUUUAACAGGGUUGAUCUCAAAUUAUUGACUGAAAAUAUAUCACAAUUUGAUUAUACUGCUAAUAAUGUAACCAAAGCGACCGGUGAUAGCUCAACUAGUUUUAAGAGAGUAGACAGUGGAUUUAAUGAGAAUACGUUUUACACUAACGCCUCUAGUUACUAUGAAAGUGCCAUAAAACCCUCCGAGCUGACGGUGACAAACAUGUCUAAGACUAAUAAUAAGAAUGCCUUGAAAGAGAUAUCUAAUGUUAAUUGGAUGAGAGUUGAUAGUGGUUUUAAGGAUGAAAACUCUUCCGACUGUACUCAGUUCUAUCCCGCGCCAGAAAGUUCAGUGAAAAAGUUGACAACCUUCCAUUUCUCCGAGGCCAAAUUGGAUGAUAAGGAAAACGUGGCCACUGAGGACUUUGACAAGUUUUUCGUUCAGUCUGCUAACACAAAUGAAGCUAUGUCCAUGUCUGACAUUUUCACUGACGACAUGACGUUUAAUUGCAAUUUCUCAUCCACUCCAUCUAAGAAUAAGACACGUAAAGUGCAUUCAUAAUCUUGUUAAUUUUAAGUUGUUUUUUGUAAGACUAUGAAUUUUAUAUGCAUUUACAAAGCUAGAUAUUUAACGCCUAGGUUAUUUUUGACUUUACUCCAUUAUUGUGGAUGAUUUAUAGAAUUAUCAAUUGAUUUUGUAAAACGGGAUAUGAUGAAGGAGUAGAAUAUUUUUGCAUGAAAUAAUUAUUUUUGUGAUUUUUGAGAUGUGUGUUUACUUGGGUCAAGUAAAAUUAAAUAAAGUUUCAAGACUGAAAUAGAAAAAAA
Messenger RNA from Trichoplusia ni (cabbage looper), 2434 nucleotides. RefSeq names its product protein aurora borealis (gene bora). Gene Ontology annotation, molecular function: protein kinase binding. Gene Ontology annotation, cellular component: cytoplasm; nucleus. The transcript is spliced from 8 exons. Gene Ontology annotation, biological process: activation of protein kinase activity; regulation of mitotic nuclear division; regulation of mitotic spindle organization. The record is from RefSeq and is a predicted model, not a curated record. NCBI's taxonomy places the organism in Eukaryota, Metazoa, Arthropoda, Insecta, Lepidoptera, Noctuidae. The coding region runs from base 90 to 2171 and encodes 693 amino acids.